AUGGCUGACAAGGAAGCGACCGUGUUCAUCUUGGAUCUGGGCUCAUCCAUGGCCCGGAUUCAUAGCGGCCGAUCAGAAUCGGAUCUCGAUUGGAGCAUGCAAUACGUGUGGGACAAGAUCACCGACCUUGUUGCAGCGAGUCGUAAGACUCUAUGUGUCGGAGUAUUGGGAUUGAGAAGCGACGAGACCGACAACAAGCUACAGGACGAUGAAGGCUACGAAAACAUCUCGGUGCUGCAGGAAUUAGGACCCAUGACGAUGACAUCCUUGAGGGAAUUGCAGGCGAAGAUCAAGCCGAGCAGCACAGAGUUUGGCGAUGCCAUCUCCGCUAUUGUCCUGGCCGUGGACAUGAUUGACACUUUCACCAAGAAGCUCAAGUGGAACCGCAAAAUCGUCCUCAUUACAGAUGGCCGGGGCCCAAUCGACGACGACGGUAUCUCCGAUAUCUCAAAGAAGAUAAAUGACUCGAAUAUUCAACUUACAGUCUUGGGCGUGGAUUUCGAUGAUCUUGAGUACGGCUUUAAGGAAGAGGACAAGCCCACAGAAAAGGCCCAGAAUGAGAAGACUCUCCAGUCGCUGGUCAACGACUGCCAAAACGGCGUGUACGCGUCCAUCGUCGAAGCAAUCGACGAGAUUGACACCCCCCGCGUCAAAUCCGUGAAGCCCUACAAAACCUUCGACGGCGCGCUGACGCUAGGAGACCCGAAAAGAUUUCCGGCUGCAAUGAAUAUCAACGUAGAGAGAUAUUUCAAGACCCAUCUCGCCCGGCCCUUGGCAGCGAGUACCGUGGUGGUCAAGUCUGAACAAGGCGUGGGAUCUCAGUCUACCCAAACGGUCGAAGGUGAUGAAAUGGAGGGUGUCGAGUUCGCUGCAGUAAAGCAAGCUCGUUCAUACAAGGUCAAUGAUCCCGAUGCACCAGGCGGCAAGCGGGACGUCGAAUUUGAGUCACUCGCAAAGGGAUUCGAGUAUGGCCGAACAGCUGUGCAUAUCAGUGAGUCAGAAUACAACAUCACCAAGAUUGAAACGACAAAGAGCUUUUCAAUCGUUGGAUUCAUCCCAUGCAUAAAGUACGAGCCAUUCCUCAACAUGGGCGAGGUUUGCGUUACCAUAGCUCGCAAGGCCGACACGAAAUCAGAAGUAGCCCUGUCAUCACUAAUUUGGGCGCUUUCUGAACUCGAGUCAUAUGCCGUGGCUCGCAUUGUUCCCAAAGACGGGAAAGACCCCCAGCUGGUGUUGCUGGCGCCUAACAUUGAACCCGACCUAGAGUGCUUGUACGAUGUUCCGCUGCCUUUUGCGGAGGACGUUCGGAGUUACCAGUUCCCUCCCCUGGACCGGGUCAUCACAGUCACUGGCCAGACGCUCACCAAGCAUCGUUUCCUACCAACGGAUGAACUCAACGAUGCCAUGAGUGACUACGUAGAUGCUAUGGAUCUAUCAUCGUAUGGGAUUGAUGACGAAGGAAACCCUGCGGAGUACGUGCCUAUCGACGACUCAUACAACCCCUCGAUCCAUCGUAUCAACCAUGCAGUGAAGUCGCGAGCAAUCCACCCUGAGCGGCCUAUCCCAGAAACACCAUCUAUUCUAUUGCGCUUCGCAUCACCGCCAGAUGAUUUGAUUGAAAAGGUUCAGAGCAAGAUAGAUGCCUUGAUUGGAACGGCAGAAGUCAAGAAGGUGCCCCCGAAAGCCAAGGGAAAGCGCGUGAGAGACACCGUUAAGCCUAUUUCGGGUCUUGACGUGGAUGCCCUUCUUGGCGAAGGAGAGAAGAGCGACAUCGACCCGGACAACGCGGUACCUGGUUUCAAGCAGGCUCUGGCUGCGACCGAAGAGCUUUCGGAGAUUGAAGACGCCACCAAACAGAUGGGCAACAUUACAAACACAUUAAUCACAGAGAGCUUUGGCGAUAGUAAAUAUGCCCGAGCUUUGGAGUGCCUAGCCGUGAUGCGGGAGGAGCUCAUCAAUCUGGAGGAGCCAGGGUUGUACAACACAUACGUGCGCGACAUGAAGAAGCAGCUACUUUCUGGGGCUCUCGGCGGUGACCGACGAGAUUUUUGGUUUAAAAUAAGGUGGACAAGGAUGGGUCUGAUCGACAAGAAACAGUCAGAGGUGUCGGUUGUCACACCUGAGGAGGCCGAGGAGUUCUACAAGUCGAGGUGA
This is a messenger RNA of Ilyonectria robusta, 2154 nucleotides long. RefSeq names its product SPOC like C-terminal domain-containing protein. Gene Ontology annotation, molecular function: double-stranded DNA binding; telomeric repeat DNA binding; damaged DNA binding. Bases 1 to 2154 code for a protein of 717 amino acids. NCBI's taxonomy places the organism in Eukaryota, Fungi, Ascomycota, Sordariomycetes, Hypocreales, Nectriaceae. The record is from RefSeq and is a predicted model, not a curated record. Gene Ontology annotation, cellular component: Ku70:Ku80 complex; nucleus. Gene Ontology annotation, biological process: DNA recombination; cellular response to X-ray; double-strand break repair via nonhomologous end joining. The transcript has 7 exons.